This is a messenger RNA of Misgurnus anguillicaudatus (oriental weatherfish), 3835 nucleotides long. It is a transcript of the gene grik3, whose product is annotated as glutamate ionotropic receptor kainate type subunit 3. NCBI's taxonomy places the organism in Eukaryota, Metazoa, Chordata, Actinopteri, Cypriniformes, Cobitidae. Gene Ontology annotation, biological process: monoatomic ion transport. The record is from RefSeq and is a predicted model, not a curated record. Gene Ontology annotation, cellular component: membrane. Gene Ontology annotation, molecular function: ligand-gated monoatomic ion channel activity; signaling receptor activity.
UCUGUAGGAGGAGGAGGAGAAGAUAGAGGGGGGAUACAGGGGGUACAGAGGGGUACAGGCACUCCUGCAGGCUCAUUCCAGUAGCUCACAGGUACACGCGCACCGAUCCGGAGCUUCGUCUGACUCGCGCAGCGCGCGCGCACGCACUUACUCACCGAAAUUAAUAAAUUAAAUAAUGAAUAGAUCGAGCGCGUGUUGAGACCAAGUAGAAUGAGAGUCGAUGUGUCGCAGUCACUGAAGAUUUGAUGUUUGGACUUGUUUGUGGAGGUUUUCAGUCAUGACGAACAGACGGGAAUAUGAGGAGUACUGGAGCGCGAGGAUGCUCGUGUCUCUCCUCUGGAUUCACAGCUCGGUCGGGAUGCCGCAUGUCAUACGGAUCGGAGGGAUUUUUGAACAAACUGAUGGACCAGUGGCUCUCGUGAGCUCUGAGGAGCUUGCCUUUAAAUUUGCUGUUAAUAACAUCAACAGAAACAGGACAUUGUUACCCAACACAACGUUAACAUAUGACAUUCAGCGGAUUAAUAUCUACGACAGCUUUGAAGCUUCCAGGAAAGCAUGUGACCAGCUGUCUUUAGGUGUCGUUGCCAUAUUCGGGCCGUCUCACAGUUCUUCAUCAAAUGCCGUCCAGUCGAUCUGCAAUGCCCUGGAAGUGCCACACGUUCAAGUGCGAUGGAAACAUCAUCCGAUGGACAACAGAGAUACGUUUUAUGCCAACCUGUAUCCCGAUUACUCUUCGCUUAGCUAUGCUAUCUUAGACCUGGUGCAGUUUCUCAAGUGGAAGACAGCCACUGUGGUUUAUGAUGACAGUACAGGUUUAAUUCGACUUCAGGAGUUAAUUAUGGCUCCGUCCAGGUAUAACAUCAGACUGAAGAUCAGACAGCUCCCACUGGACACCACGGACACCAGACCUCUACUUAAGGAAAUGAAAAGAAGCCGAGAGUUUCGCAUUAUUUUUGACUGCAGCCACAUAAUGGCAGCACAGAUCCUCAAACAAGCCCAGAUGAUGGGAAUGAUGACAGAGUACUACCACUACAUCUUCACCACUCUGGAUCUCAUGGCCAUAAACCUGGAGCCGUAUCGCUUCUGCGGUGUCAAUAUGACCGGCUUCCGAAUCCUGAAUGUGGACAAUCCUCAGGUUGCCUCCAUAGUGGAGAAAUGGUCGCUUGAGAGACAGAUUCCCCCGAAACCAGACUCUGGCCUCCUGGAGGGGAUCAUGACGACAGAUGCUGCUCUGACGUACGACGCGGUCCACAUCGUGUCGGUGUCUUACCAGCAUGCCCCACAAAUGACUGUCAACUCACUGCAGUGUCACCGGCACAAGCCCUGGAGAUUCGGUGGCCGCUUCAUGAGUUUCAUUAAGGAGUCUCACUGGGACGGCCUGACGGGACGGCUGUGCUUCAACAGGACCACAGGUCUGCGCACUGACUUUGAUCUGGACAUCGUGAGUCUUAAAGAGGACGGCCUUCAAAAGGUGGGGAAGUGGAGUGCAACCGGCGGUCUGAACAUCACCGAGGUCCCCAGGCAGAAUGGCAUGAAUAUCACAGACUCCCUUUCCAACCGCUCGCUGGUCAUCACUACUAUCCUGGAGGAUCCAUACGUCAUGCUGAAGAAGUCUGACAAGGCACUGGUCGGCAAUGAUCGCUUCGAGGGCUUCUGUAUCGACCUGCUUAAGGAGCUGGCCAGCAUUCUGGGCUUCUCAUAUGAGAUCCACCUGGUGCAAGAUGGGAAAUAUGGUUUCCAAGAUGACAAAGGCCAGUGGAAUGGAAUGAUAAAGGAACUCAUGGAGCAUAGAGCCGACCUGGCCGUGGCUCCUCUCACAAUCACUUUUGUCCGUGAGAGAGUUAUCGACUUCUCCAAACCUUUUCUAAACACUGGCAUCAGUAUCCUGUACCGGAGACCCAACAGCACCAACAGUGGUUUCUUCUCUUUCCUGAAUCCUAUGACCCCUGACAUCUGGGUCUACAUCCUGCUAGCAUAUCUGGGGGUCAGCUGUGUGCUAUUUGUCAUCGCCAGGUUCAGCCCAUACGAGUGGUACGACGCCCAUCCGUGCAACCCAGGAUCUGAUGUGGUAGAGAACAACUUCACGCUUCUCAAUAGCUUUUGGUUUGGCGUGGGCUCCCUCAUGCAGCAAGGUUCAGAGUUGAUGCCUAAAGCGCUCUCUACCCGAAUCAUCGGAGGAAUCUGGUGGUUCUUCACCCUCAUCAUCAUCUCGUCAUACACAGCAAACCUUGCUGCUUUUCUCACUGUCGAGAGGAUGGACUCACCCGUGGACUCGGCUGAUGAUCUGGCCAAACAGACCAAAAUAGAGUACGGGGUGGUUAAAGAUGGAGCCACCAUGUCCUUCUUUAAGAAAUCAAGAGUGUCCACGUUUGAAAAGAUGUGGGCUUUCAUGAGCAGUAGACAGAGCACAUCUUUUGUCAAAUCUAUUGAAGAUGGGAUUCAGAGAGUACUAAAGUCAGACUACGCCCUGUUGAUGGAGUCCACCACCAUCGAGUAUGCGACCCGCAAGAACUGUAACCUCACACAGGUCGGUGGCAUUAUCGACAGCAAAGGUUACGGCAUCGGCACCCCCAAAGGCUCUCCGUACAGGGAUAAAAUCACCAUAGCUAUCCUGAGUAUCCUGGAGGACGGUCGUAUACACAUGCUGAAAGAGAAGUGGUGGAGCGGCAGCAGUUGUCUGGAGGAUGAGCGGCACGAGACGGGACCAAUGAGCAUUCAGAAUCUGGGCGGUAUCUUCAUCAUCCUGGCCUCUGGUCUUCUUCUCUCUGUGUUUGUGGCUAUAGGAGAGUUCGUUUACAAACUGAGGAAAACUGCUGAGCGUGAACAGGUCUUUCUGCAGUGCAGUGGUGGACGAGAUCAAACUGUCGUUCACGUGCGAGAGACGAGUGAAACACAAACCCCGGCAACGGCCGGCGCCCGAGCCGAAGACGCACGCGGCGAUCAACAUGCACUCCUUCAACGACCGUCGCCUGCCAGGAAAGGACAGCUCGAGCUGCAACAGCGCGAUGACGCCCGUAUUUCCAUGACGUGCCUGGGCGACGGGCACUUGAGGCACGUCCCGGGCGGCGUACCCGAGAACAGGGACUACGGGCCCGAGAUGAUCACCGCAUUCACCAUCAACCGCAGAGACAUCCGACAUCAAACGAGCAGUCAGAACGGAGGAAGUAAACCGGGUAGCGAGCACAUCCUCAAACCAAUGUAUCCCACCAUGCCGUUGAGAGAGGGCGGCCGAUCCGUGUCCUUCCUGUAAGAGCCCGAGAUCUCCCAAACCGAGUCUGAUGUUUACAACCGGCACUCGAACGCAAAGCUCCCGAACCCCAACUAAAUGAAAAUCUAAGUUUCACACCGCGAUGGACCUGACGAAGCUCUCUGAAGCAUGGCAAUAAAUGAAACUACAGAUUAAAGGGAAGCAGAUUUCUUUUAUAGCACAUCGAUUCAUUUUAAAGAGUUCUGAUCGUUUCCAGUCGCGUGGAAAUCCUGUGGCUGAUGUUUUGCGGUGUGGCCAUAAAAUUAAACGACGUGCUCUCAACGAACAGUAACAACGGCGGCGAGAAAACCUUUACAGCCGCCUGUGUUCAUGGAAAUGCACAAAAAUAAACAGGGUUGAUUUCAUUCGACUCACCUCAAUAAAUAAAAAAAUGAAGAACGAUUCCUUUCCACGGCCCGUGAACUCAUUGCGCAGUGCUUACAAGUUAGACUUGCAGCCAUUUUGAUUGAUUUGUGCUUCAUACUUUGCCAGCAGAUGUUUUUACACAGCAAGAUCUAACGGUAAUGACAGAUAAACACAACGCUUGCCAAAGAUCUGUCAACCAAAUGGAUUUAGACACUUGAAACG